Molecule: messenger RNA, 948 nt
Organism: Alternaria burnsii
Lineage: Eukaryota; Fungi; Ascomycota; Dothideomycetes; Pleosporales; Pleosporaceae
Exons: 4
Coding region: 1-948 (315 amino acids)
Source: RefSeq, a predicted model, not a curated record
AUGUCAUUCUCGUCGUUCAAGAAUCCGGCGACGUACCAUUUGCUCAGCUAUGGCACCCUCCUCGGCUCCACCCUCUUCCAGUCCUUCGUCUCAGGCAUCGUAGCCUUCCGCGUCCUCCCGCGUCCCCAAUUCUCCACACUUCAGAAGCACACUUUCCCUGUAUACUUUACGCUCCAAACUCUUACUCCCGUUGUGAUGCUGCUCACCUAUCCGCGUGGUGGUGCACCCUCCCUGCUUCCGUUCCUCUCUUCGUCUCCCAUGCCACAGACUGCAACCGACAAUCUGAGUUCCUGGCUACAUACUACCAUGUUCCUCACGGCGCUGCUGAACUGGGUGUACAUUGGGCCCAAGACGACCGAGGUCAUGGGUCUGAGGAAACAUCAGGAAACCAGGGAUGGGAAGAAGAGCUAUGAUGCCGGGCCACAUAGCAAGGAGAUGCAGGCCUUGAACAAGCAGUUUGGCAUCUUGCACGGCGUUAGCAGUUUGGUCAAUAUGGUGGGCUUGGGGGCUAUGAUCUGGGAAGUGCAGUAUCGACAGCUUGUCUCUCGCGCUGUAACACAGCGUUUGCAUUCCCCAUCUCUUGACGACCCUACCAAGACAGAUGUGGCUAACAAACUUGCGCAUCCGUUGAAGACAUGGGAGACACAAGAGCGCUCCAUUGCACGACACAAGGCUCGAAUCGAGGCCAAAAUGCUGGAUAUACCAUGGACACAGUUUAUCCGCGAUGUAGAGAGAGCUACCCUUGAAGUCCAUGUCCUCACGCAAACACGAUACGAAGCACCCUGCGGGGACAGGACCAAGAACCAAGAAGCGAGCACGACAAACGAAGGAGUUCUAUACAAACUCGGCGGUUUGAAGGAUAUGGAGGAGGACAAAGAGUGGAAGAAAAAAGACGCGGCUGUUUACAACAUGCUCAAAGCUUUUCAGGGAGCACGGUGUCGCGACUGA